UCAUAAAACCAAACCGGCAAAACUUCCGUAAAAAAUAAAAGCGUUUCGUCAGCGUCAAUGGAGAAGGAAGCAGAAUCAAGGCGAAAGAGAGAGGUGGAUAUAACAGUGCUAGAGAAGGUUGGUCAGGUCACUGCCUCUAUCAAAGAUGCCAAACACGUCGACCAAGUCAUUUGCGCUCUUCAUUCCCUCGCCCUUCUUCUCUUCCCUCUCGACUCCCACUCCGUCGCAGGUAGUGUUAACGAGCAGUACAGGGAACAGUUAACAAGUUUGAGACUCCCGGCUACACACGAGAGAGAUGAAUGGUGGCAGAUUUUCUACAAAGGCCCUGCAUUUUCAACAUUGGCCAGGGUUUUGUUAUAUGAUGUGGCUUUUGAUUGGCUGGCAUGUAUCCCCAUUUCUGUGAGGAUGCACGUCUAUGAUGUGUUCUUUUUGAGAGGACAAGUCAUUGAGGUUGUUCAAAAACUGGUUCCUUGUCUGCAAUGGAGAAGUAGUAGUGAUCAUGGAACCUGUGCCGUCCACUCAAAUGCUGAAAGAUUGCUUGUGCUUUGUUUGCUUGAAAAUAAGGGAGUUACCCAGAUUGCUCGAGAAUUGUAUACUUUCUCUCAUGAUCUUGCCCAAGAAGAGCUAAAGCAGAUUAUAUCCCGGGUGGUCCAACUCCUUACGUCUAUACCUGAUAAAGCACAAGCGGGAACCCCUAAUGCAUUAUCAUCACACCUCUUCUUCAAGCAUAUCACUGCUCAACUUCUUGCUGGAGCACAGGAAUGGGACGAGCUUUUAGAUGGAGGAACUCAUGUUGAUAAAAACAAAUUAGGUGGUGGCAUCCUGUUAAUGGGUGAAGCAUUUGCUCGUAUUAUUCGGCGAGGAUCAGCAGAUGUGCUGUUAAGUGUAUUGGUUCCUGAGUUACUUAAACAUGUGCGGGGCUCCUUGCCAUUAAAUUCGGAUAUCCCCGUUGGUGAAGCAUUUGAAUCAACACCUGGUUUGCGAUUUUGGUUGAAGAUGAUAGAGUCAAUCAAAGACCCUUACUCUGUAGAAAGAAUGACUGAAGAGCUACUUAAACAAUUAGCAGCUCAAAAUACAGGAGAUAUUGAAGCUCACUUGAUUUUGUGGAUAUUGUUUCAUCAGAUUUACCAGCAACAAGCCUCGAUUAGGUCCAUGUUUCUUGAGAAAUUUUUGUUGUGGAAAGUAUUCCCUAGCAAUUGCUUGAGAUGGAUUCUUCACUUUGCUGUUUUUCAGUGUUCCCCUGGAAAUUCCUCAUCUGUGAAAGCUUGUAACCUCCGUAGUCUCUCAGAGACUGUCCAGCAUCUUGUCACGGCGUGGUCCAAACGAGAAUUUGUGCAAUCAACUUCUAUUGAGCAGCAAGCCUAUAUAACUGCUGCAUUAGGCCUUUGCCUAGAGAAGAUGUCUAAAGAAGAUUUAGAUGCAACCAAGGAUGCAAUGCACUGUAUUCUUGAAGGAGUUAGCUGUAGGUUAGAAGGUGCUGACCAUUUGGUCCGUAAAAUGGCUAGCAGUGUUGCUUUAGCAUUUUCCAAAGUAAUUGACCCCCAGAAUCCUCUCUACCUUGAUGAUAGUUGCCGCGAGGAAUCUAUUGACUGGGAGUUUGGUUUAUUAACCCCAGAAAAAAGAUUAUUGGCUAGGUCAACAAACAUAGAUGGAGAUACUAAGAGCUGUUCAAGCACAGUAGUUGCAAAAGAAUUAAAUACCAUAGCUGCUACCAGCACACAUGAUAACGUGAUGGGCAAAAAGAAGAAAUUGUUUGAAUUUGAAUCCGUUGAUCCAGAUGAGAUUAUUGAUCCAGCAUCCCUAAAUAAUGAGGUGGACUCAAGGGAAGAUGAUGAGGAUAAUGCAAGUGAAACCUCUGAGUCCUCGAAUGACUCGUCUCUGCAGCCAUAUGACUUGUCAGAUGAUGAUGCAGAUCUGAAAAGAAGUUUCUCACAGUUAGUGGAUGUGAUUGGAGCACUAAGAAAAUCUGAUGAUGCUGAUGGAGUUGAUAAGGCUAUUGAUGUUGCUGAGAAGCUUAUACGAGCAUCACCUGAUGAGCUCAAGUUUGUAGCUUCUGAUCUAGCCAGAAGUCUUCUACAAGCCCGCUGCUCUGAUUCAACUAUUGAAGGGGUGGAAGAGUCAGCUGAAGAGAAGAGACAAAAAGCACUUGUUGCUUUGAUUGUCACAUGUCCUCAUGAAUCGCUCAAUACACUAAACAAAUUGCUUUAUUCACCAAAUUUAGAUGUCAGCCAGCGGUUAAUGAUACUUGAUGUAAUGACAGAGGCUGCACAGGAGCUUGCAAGUACAGGGAUUUCAAGACUUAAACAACGGCCUGGCGCUCUCAUAUCAUCCAUGUCCGAUCAAGCAUGGUUCAUGCCAAAACCUAUUGGUCCUCCAGGAACUGGUCCUUGGAAGGAGAUCUCAACACCAGGAACUCCUUUGAAUUGGUCUCACUCUUAUGAGAGAGAACUUCCCCCUAAACCAGGUCAGAUCAAGAAAGGAAAGACUCGCCGUUGGAGCCUUCAUUCAGCUGUACCAGAAAAUCACCUUGAAUGGUCCCAGAAUAAGUUUCCCCAGUAUGCAGCGGCAUUUAUGCUUCCAGCCAUGGAAGGAUUUGAUAAGAAAAGGCAUGGUGUAGAUUUGCUUGGCAGAGACUUUCUCGUUUUGGGGAAGCUUAUUUACAUGCUCGGUGUCUGUGUGAAGUGUUCAGCCAUGCAUCCAGAAGCAUCUAUUUUGGCAUCUCCUCUUUUGGAAUUGUUAAGAUCAAGGGAGAUAUCUCAUCAUGUGGAAGCUUAUGUUAGGAGAUCUGUCCUGUUUACUUCUUCAUGCAUAUUGAUUUCUCUUCAUCCCUCCUAUGUGGCGGCUGCCUUGGUUGAGGGAAAUUCUGAAAUUUCAAAAGGACUUGAGUGGGUUCGCACCUGGGCACUUCAUAUUGCUGAAUCUGACACCGACAGGGAGUGCUACACACUGGCUAUGACUUGCCUCCAACUCCAUUCAGAGAUGGCUCUUCAAACUUCUCGAGCACUUGAAUCACCAGAAAGCUUACCUGGAUCGAAUAGCAGCAGUCUACCAUCAAAUGUAUUGAGGGGGUUUAUCAAAAUCCCCAAUUCAAGUGGUGGCAUUCUGAAUGCCCCUUAGAUAUUAUUGACAUGUUUAUUCUCUGGCACGAUCUGUAUAUUUCUGUAAUAUCCAACCUCGCCUUCCUAUAUGACAUCCCUCAGCACGAAAGAGGCCAUGACAGAUCACACAAGAUCAAGAACACAAAUGGAUCUAUAAGAAUUGCAUUCACUUGUGCACAAUUUGACGUGUGAUAUGGAGGAUUGGUUGGUAGUCGACAACUGCAGCAUAAAACUUCGCAAUGCUUACUACAAGAGCUGGUGUGAGAUGCUAGAUUUUGACAAUGAGGCAUCUUCCAAAAAAACAUAAUAUUGGCAUGUCAUCUGAUGAGGUUUAUCAUCCAAAAGAUUUUAUUGCAGCCUUGAGUUUAAAUGUGUUUCGACAGUAUGCCUUCCUUUUCCCAUACAUGCACUCUGGAAUUUCAAUCAUGCACGUACAAAAUGUAUGCCUCUAAAUAGAUUGCAAGUCCUUGGCCAUGGAAACAAGACUUUGAGAUCUAAAGCUCUAUCCAAGGUAGCUUGUUAAUAAGAUCCCGACUAGCACGAAGAUAAUUACGAAACAAUAGAGGGUCUCAACGCUGUUUCUUGUUGCUUUUGAAAAAUUGGAGUUCUUGUGUUUUUUUCCUUUUCUAAGUCUGUAUAGUAGGCUUUUCAAGAAGGGUUAUCUGGUUUCCUUUUCUUGGGAUGUAAUAGAUAUAAAUACUUGGUAGACUCGUUCUUGAGGAAAGACUUUGCAUAUUGUGAUUCCAAAAAUUGAACUUGGCAAUUACUUUCAAGUUUGAGUUCU
Nicotiana tabacum (common tobacco) is the source of this 3882-nucleotide messenger RNA. The record is from RefSeq and is a predicted model, not a curated record. NCBI's taxonomy places the organism in Eukaryota, Viridiplantae, Streptophyta, Magnoliopsida, Solanales, Solanaceae.